Molecule: messenger RNA, 2211 nt
Organism: Labrus mixtus (cuckoo wrasse)
Lineage: Eukaryota; Metazoa; Chordata; Actinopteri; Labriformes; Labridae
Gene: hrob
Product: homologous recombination factor with OB-fold
Exons: 10
Coding region: 292-2109 (605 amino acids)
Biological process (GO): recombinational repair
Source: RefSeq, a predicted model, not a curated record
ACCGUUGCGGAUUUAUGUAAGAAGGGAACGCUCUUGUUCUUCUCAAACACUCUUUGUGAAAACAUUUACUACGUCAUUACGUCGUGUUUGAACGUGGCGGCGCGAUACCGAGCAGCGGUGUGUAGCAAACCCAAGUUUUCACUUCGUUAACCACAGCAGCGUUUAGUUGGGAAAGAAUCGUAGAAAUAUGAAAUAAGGCUGUAAUUGAAUGGCAUUUGACGUCUUAUCAAAUUGAGUGUACCUGAUCGAACUGAUCAAAUACGACUGUCAAAGCGAAAUCUUUUGACUUCAAUGGCUUGCAAGUUAAGUAGCCUGUUCAGCAUCGGAGAUGAUUUUGACGACGAGGACCUGUUGGGGACAGACUGGGCUGUCCACUCAGAGUCUGGACCAGCCGAUGUGGCAGCUGCUGUAUCAUCAUGUUCUCUGCAGUCUUCCUCUGUUUCUCGCAGAGAGCCGGGGGGAAAUGGCCCUCAGCAGACGGGAGAGAGAUCAGCUGCUCUGUGUAACGGCACAGCAUCCAAGAGCAGCACGCACACAGCUGCUGGACAAACUGUUGCUCUGGGGUUGAGGCAGCUCUCCUCGUCCUCUUCGUCUAAUCAACGCCAAUCCCUCCCUCCUUCAUCAAUCAAUAACUCUGCGCCUAAUUUGGCCGCAAAAAAGAGUAGCGCUGACGUCGGUCGCCCGCUAAAGCCCAGAGGGGCUCAGGAUGACUUUGACGACUGGGAUGUCGACCUGGCAGACUUGGAUGGGUUUGACAGUCAGAUUGGGCAGCCGCUUCAACCUUCUGCUCAAGCAAUACGUGCACCCUCAGUUGAUACUGCAUCUUCAGCCAAAACGCUGCGUCCCCCAACUUGUGGGAUGAUCCACGCACAAACAAAUUUGAGUCUGAGAGAGCUCAACACAACCCACCAGAGUCUAUUAGCGUCUAAUCAUGACGUACGUCCUCAGAGUCCCUCCACUCCUCGAUUUCGACCGCCAAACCCUCGCGCUCCUUCCAUGUCAGCCCCUCCACGGACUCCAGUCCCCAGCCCCGUUUCCAGGACACUCAUCAGGCCCCACCAGCCACAGAGACAAUGGGCGACUCCAGGAACCUCUCCUCAGGCACGUGGCCUCUUUGAAACAGUCACCCCGGCGCCCUCUCCCGCCAACUCCUCCUCCCUGCCCCUUCAUCCCCAUCACACGCCGGUCCUCACCAACCGCCUGGUUCAGCUGGUAUCUGCGUCCAAUAAGCUUCCCAAGAAGAGGCCUCGCUCUGACCCUCACAGACCCAGGACGCGGCGCUUCCCCGGCCCCGCUGGACUCCUGCCUCAACAGCCACAGGGCCAGAGCAUGGAUGAAAUAGUGGUUUCUGUUCCUGUGACUCCCGCUCACGGUGCUGCUGCACGGUUACCAAGCCAGGGCUCCAGCUCGCAGACUGAGGAAGACGACUUCAGCGGCGGCGCCUGGGCAUCCAUGAAGGCCGAGACGGGAUUGGAUGAGAGGAACCCUUCGUGCUUCCUGCACUCGUACAGCGUCGUCAUGGUGCUACGAAAGGCUGUGCUGAAACAGCUGGCAAGAAACAAAGUGCCCAACAUGGCCGUGCUCCUGAAGAGCAUCAUCCACACGCAUGCUGACGCCAAGGCCGUGUUUAAAGACCCCACAGGGGAGAUUCAGGGAACGGUGCAUCGGCGCCUCCUAGAGGACAGAGUUGAGGAGCUGAAGGUUGGAGCCGUGCUGCUUCUCAAACAAGUGGGUGUGUUUUCCCCCUCCCAUCGAAACCAUUACCUGAAUGUGACUCCAAACAACCUGCUGAGGAUCUACGCCCCUGAUGGAGUCGGCUCGUCAUCCACCCAGCUCCCCCCAAUCGUCCUGGAGCCGAUGUCGCCCUCUCGCUCUCGUAGUGUCAGCCGGGAGCCCGUGUCUCGGAUGCACCUCAUGUUUGACGAGGAGGAUGACGAGGGAGAGGAGGGGAGCAAAGGCAAUCAAGCCUCAGCGGACAUUACAACCAGCUCCACGAGGGGCCCCCAAGAGGCUGCUGGGAAGUCAGCAGCACAGGACUCGGGCUGGGAUGCAGAUGACGACCUGGAUGACCUGCUGGGAGAAUUACCCGAGGACACCUACAGCCUUUAAUGUUCUUUUAGAGCCUAGAACUUCUGCACAGACUCUCUCACUACUGUUCCUUUACUUUACACAUAAACGGUUCUCUUUCUCGAAAUAUUGUGUGGAUGUUUU